CGGCGGUGGUGUCCUUGCGGCGCAGCCCGGGACACGAGCGCAUCGUCGCAGGUCAGCGCGGCGCGGCUACUCGAGCUCUGAGAGGCCCACGGGCAGCGUCCACCAUGUUGUCCCGGGCGGCGUGCAGCACGAGCAGGAAACUGGUGCCGGCCCUGGGCGUGCUGGGCUCCCGGCAGAAGCACAGCCUCCCCGACCUGCCGUACGACUACGGCGCCCUGGAGCCGCACAUCAACGCGCAGAUCAUGCAGCUGCACCACAGCAAGCACCACGCGGCCUACGUGAACAACCUCAACGUCGCCGAGGAGAAGUACCGGGAGGCGCUGGAGAAGGGUGAUGUCACAGCUCAGAUAGCUCUGCAGCCUGCGUUAAAGUUCAACGGUGGGGGCCAUAUCAAUCACAGCAUCUUCUGGACAAAUCUGAGCCCCAACGGUGGUGGAGAACCCAAAGGGGAAUUGCUGGAAGCCAUCAAACGUGACUUUGGUUCCUUUGCCAAAUUUAAGGAAAAGCUGACUGCUGUAUCUGUUGGUGUCCAAGGUUCCGGUUGGGGUUGGCUUGGCUUCAAUAAGGAGCAGGGACGCUUACAGGUUGCUGCUUGUUCUAACCAGGAUCCCCUGCAAGGAACAACAGGUCUUAUCCCCCUGCUGGGGAUUGACGUGUGGGAGCAUGCUUAUUACCUUCAGUAUAAAAAUGUCAGGCCCGAUUAUCUGAAGGCCAUUUGGAACGUGAUCAACUGGGAGAAUGUAACUGCACGAUACACGGCUUGCAGCAAGUAAACCGUCAGCCUUACACUGAGUACACCAAGCUCUUUCUGACUGUUUUUGUAGUAGUGCAGAGAACCAGAUAAACCAGUCCGCUGCUCUGUUGUAGUGUUUUUGAGCGUGGCUUGUUCAAAAAUUUGAUAAAAAUAAUCCACUGCUAUGGAUAAUCUCUUUUAAAAGUUUGUUAUUAGGCAACUGUUUGAAAAUGUUAAGUGCUUUGUAUGAUUUAGGCUUUUGAUUGGACAUUUUCUUCGGAGAGCUAAACUAGCUAGGAGGUGGUAGUUGUCAUCAUAAAACCAUCAAAAAAAACUUCAUCCCCAUGAAGCCUUUCCAAUCCUGUUCAAUUGCAGUUACAGAAAAUCUAAUCUUUUUUGCCCCAGUUGCUUAAUAAUAGAAUAUUAAAUUUAUUUCCCAAGGGAAAUGCUCAGUUUUCUAUUGAAAAUUGCUUUGUUAGUAAUUCUCUGUCCAGUAUUAUUUCUGAUAGUUACCACCCCGUGGUCUUUAAUUAUUUUCUGAUCACAUGCUACAUAGGGUUAACACUAACCAUUUUGUCAUUAAAAAUAUAUAUGACUUGAUUGCUGAGUAUUGCUUUAUUAUGAGAAGGAAAUAGUAGUGCCUCUGAAUUUUUCUGUAGCAAGAAAAAUAAAGACUUGUGAAAUUUUGUCUUGAAACAUAGAAAUGUGUGUUGUCUAAGCACUCAAAAGGGACAAAUUAUGGCCUGGUUAAUAAAAUCAAUGAUAGAGCUGUGGUCACAGAACUUCUGGCUGGGCACUCACCCCUCUUCUGGGUCUGUUCACGACGCCUCCCUCUCGAGAGAACCAGGCUGGCUCAGGUCCUGCCUCCCAAGUGAUGAAAGACAUGUUGGUUUCUGGAUGCAGUCAGACGCAUGCCCCCCUCCAGAACAUUUAUUUGCAAAGGCUUGUUUUUCAGUAAUUUCAUCCAUUUUGAGUUUUUUUUUUUCUUUUGGAAAAGGUACAAUCAAUAUAGAAGCUUUAUAUUGCUUUAUUGGUUUUUCCAAUAAAAGGAAGACUACCCCUAAUUCAGUGACACUGCAAAUGACAUUCCUGCUUAGUUUUUUUGACUGGAGCUGUUCAGUGCAGCAGGGUCCUUUCUGUAUUUGGCUUCAGGUGCUCCAUGUCCAUCAUAUCCCUGCUCAAAAUUAAUGGCUGUAUAAUACUUUAUCAGUUGGACACUUCCUAAUAUAUUUUACAGUCCAGUUACUGAAAAUUUGAUUUAUUUCUAAUUGUUAUUACAAAUAAUGCCAUUAUUUGUGGCAGUCCACAUGGCUUUUACCUUUCUAUUGGAAUAUUUUCUCUCUGUAGGUUUCUUUUCUUAAACUAUUUAGUAACAGGGUGUUUUCUCAAAUUUAUUUUUUCAUUUAAAAAGUUUCCCCCCAACUCUAUUAUCUGUGUUUUUUUUUCCAUAGAAAAAUGGAGUGACUUAGCAGUUUCAAUAUUGAAGACUGAAGUUUUUUUAAAAAAUUUAAAUUCAAGGCACUUUUCAUUUAGAGUUCAAUUAGAAAAGCAGUCUUUCUGAAUUGUCAACAGCAUUUAUGAGACUAGUGUUAACUGUGUGUGUGUGCGCUUGUGGAUUAAAAUGACUCAGAGACUAUGAUCGCCAUCCUUUAUAUGUCAAGUAAAGUGGCUUUCAUGGAGCACAGCUAAGAGCUGAGCAACUGCUGCUAACAUAUAUCUUACAUACACACAUAUAUAUGCCUGUAUAUAUAAAAGCAGUUGUGUGACCACUGGUUAUAUGUAUCCUGUAUACAGAUACACAUGCCUGAGGAAGUGGGACCUUUUUGAAAGAUGGGCUUUUGACUAUAAGUAGUAUUCUAGAUAAUGAACUAUCAAAAGUAAUGCAGAGACUACUGGCAUGUCAAGCUGUUGGACUCCUACUAAGCUUUACGACUCACAAAAAAUUCAAUGUUGAAAUUUCUAUGGGGCUCUAUUUUUGCUUUGAUUGUAUUAAGUGACAACAAGGGAAAGCAUACUGUACUCCACUAAAGUUUUGGAUUUUAAGAGACUGAAGAUGGCAUAUGCAAUACAGAUUUUAACCAUCCAGCAGAAAAUUAGAUUCUAAGAUUCUGUUUAGCCUUGUUUUUCAUUGUAGAAAAGAAACAGAAAAGGUGAAAAUAGCAUUUCUUCUGGAAAGGGCAAGUACUGUUCACCCAGGAAGGGUUUUGUGACCGAAGCAGCAGAAGCUGCUCUAGUCUCAGAUGAGCUGCAGAAACCUUACUUAGCAUGAUCGGUGCCGCAGGGGAGCAGGACGAAGGACGAAGAGUGUUUGUGAAAUAGAACUGUUGUGUAAUAAUGAAACUUUGAUACUGAGAAAUUACAGCUUCACUGCAAAUCUCAGAUUUGUGAUUCUAAAAUGAGAUUUGAGUUUCUGUUGAGUGCCUUGAAAAAGUAACAUCGAAAUCAUAAAAUUUAAGACUGAUGUAUGCUGUCAGUCACAUCUUAAAACGAGGUAGAAGGUACGAAUUUUGUUUCUUGUUUGAAUUGCAGAGGAACUACUCUUUGGGAAAGCUGUGAGGUAGCUGUUUUAUAAAUGACAUCUCAUUUUCAGUCACACUCUCACAGUCCCAUCAAGCUAACAUUCUGUGUUCUAAGGUACAUGUGGUACCUACUAAGAAUCCUGUAAGGUCCUGGAAAGUUUUCAUUUAAUUAUUCAUUAAAGGAGCAUUUAUUUUCAUAUUGUAAGUGUGAAGUUUUUUGAUUGCCAAUAAAAGAAUCUGUUUGCCAUCAAAA
This is a messenger RNA of Budorcas taxicolor (takin), 3505 nucleotides long. RefSeq names its product superoxide dismutase 2 (gene SOD2). The coding region runs from base 105 to 773 and encodes 222 amino acids. Gene Ontology annotation, biological process: superoxide metabolic process. NCBI's taxonomy places the organism in Eukaryota, Metazoa, Chordata, Mammalia, Artiodactyla, Bovidae. Gene Ontology annotation, molecular function: metal ion binding; superoxide dismutase activity. The record is from RefSeq and is a predicted model, not a curated record. Gene Ontology annotation, cellular component: mitochondrion. The transcript has 5 exons.